AUGGGUUUGAGUUCUAAGCAGGUUUCUAAUAGAGAGCUUGUUUGGGACCAGACCUUUUUGCAGGCUCAAAACUUGGAGUUCCCUAAGCCUCCUCCUAUGAGGAAGCAACAGCAACAAACUCAGUCACCGGAGCCUUUGAAGUGUCCAAGAUGUGACUCCAUUAACACCAAAUUCUGUUACUACAACAACUACAACAAGUCGCAACCUCGCCAUUUCUGCAGAGCUUGCAAGAGGCACUGGACUAAAGGUGGAACGCUGCGCAACGUUCCUGUUGGUGGUGGUAGGAAGAAUAAGCGAGUCAAGAAAUCAACCUCUCCAACCACAGCCACAGCUACAACCACCACCUCAAAUGCCAAUAUGGAUGGUGAGUUGAGUAACCAUAUCACAAUUCCUCCCCUUGCAGUUGAUGAUCACAAUACCAGACCUUCCUCUCUUUGCCAUUCUUUGUGCCUGCCACAACAGAAUCUGAUAAGUAACAAAGUUUCAGAAGGCAAAGACUUUGGUAUUAACAACGGCAUCUUUCUGAGUUCAACUGUGCCUUUUCCUAAAAACCAAAGCCUUCUCUUCCCCUUCACAACCUCAAACUCUUUUGACACUAACACAUGUGCAAUAUCUAACUCUUUGCAAUCCUCCAGUACGUAUAACUACGGUGAAGAGUUUAAAAUAAUGGAGGAGCCAACCGUCAACAGUAUAAUGCCCAGCACCAGUGGUGGCACCAGCACACAACCAUGGGAGAUAGCAGCAACAAGUUCUGGUUUGGAAAUGUCAAACUAUUGGAGUUGGGAGGACAUUGAUACGUUGGUCUCAACUGAUCCAAAUAAUCCUUGGGAUGACUCUGAUAUCAAACCCUGA
Sphenostylis stenocarpa is the source of this 852-nucleotide messenger RNA. The record is from the annotation of a GenBank genome assembly. NCBI's taxonomy places the organism in Eukaryota, Viridiplantae, Streptophyta, Magnoliopsida, Fabales, Fabaceae.